AUGAAUCGGUCCACAAAAGGAGCAUCGAAGGCUCGGAGGGACCAAAUCAACGCAGAGAUUCGGAACCUGAAGGAACUGUUGCCCAUCUCCGAUACGGACAAAGCUCGACUCUCCUACCUACACAUCAUGUCACUUGCCUGCAUGUACACAAGAAAGUCUGUAUUCUUCGCUCAAGACCUCUUAUUUUCGCUGCCAAAAACAGACGCUCUUCAAGACGAGACCAUGGAUUUCAUGUAUUUUCACGAGCUUUCGGGGUUGAUGCACGAAUUGUCAGGUUUCAUGCUACUCCUAACAAGCGACGGAAAAAUUCUGUAUCUAUCAGACAACGUCGCCGACAACCUCGGACAUUGUAUGGUGGACCUGGUUGCCCAGAGUGACAGUGUGUAUGAUAUCAUCCAUCCUAUGGACCACUUUAUCAUGAGGAGCAACAUUGCAGGUCUACCAAUAACCACUACUGAUACAGACAGGUUAUUUCGAUGUCGCUUCAAUACUACAAAGUUCAUCCAGCGGCAAGGUGCAAGGAACAAGUUGAUGCUGGUCAGAGCUCGCUGCCUCACCCCACCUUGCCCUGUCUCUAAUUACUGGACCUCCAACCCAGUAUGGGUGUGUUUCUGUACCCCUCUGAAGACAAAAAUGUCUAACCUCACAAUCGCCAAGAGUGCCCCCCUUAAACCACCCCCUGAGCACACCUCCCUGCUAGCUUGUUUCCACUCUCAACACCACAGGGACAUGAGGCUUUGGGACGCGCAGGACAGUGUGAGUGUGUACCUGGGCUAUGAUGUGGAGUCUCUACGCUCUCGCUCCUGGUACAGCCUGGUUCAUCCCAGGGAUCUCUCCCAUGCCUCUGAACAGCACCAUAUCCUAUUAAAUGAAGGAGGGGAGCGGCAGGUGGAGAUGGUAUUGCAGGUGGAAGCAGCAGACCACUCCUGGGUCUGGCUCUAUAUGGUCCUCCAGCUGAACAAUGGAGAACACCCCAUCAGCUGCCACAACUACAUCAUCAGUGAGUCAGAGGCGUGGUCAAUACGCCAGCAGCUGUGUUUGGAGCAGAACCAGUUCCCUGGGUAUUUGGGUUCUGGUGAGAGCCUGUCCAGUCCAGACCAGGUCUUCACCCCCAGCAGCAGUGGCCUGUCUGCCCACUCCUUAGACUUCAGCACUGCCACGUCUGGUGUGAGCGCUUGUGAGGAGCCCAUGCAGCCAGUUGGUUAUGGUCCUCAGUCCAGCCUGUCAUCUCUGGAUGAGGAGAACUUCCCCGAGACACAUGAAGGACAACACCAGUGGAAACCAAAGUCCAGCCAUCUCUCUGUUGGACCAACCACUGUGGACCCUCCUGCCUCACUGACUGACCCUGAGUCUGAUAUUCUGUCUCAGAGAAUAACCUCUCAAUCCCUAACCAAUAUUUCAGACCCCCUCCCCUCCUCCCUCACCAAGCCCCUUGCCCCUCUUACUAUGCCCCACCCUCAACAGAUGGGGGAGUUUGCAUGCACUCCCCCGUACACCCCUCAUCUUGUAAGUGGCGGUUUUCCUUUUGGGGAGCAACUGCAACUCAAUUUAGUUCACAUCAAUGCUGCUGUGUCAUGCCCAAUUAUUACCUCAGCACACAGAGCACCAGCCUUCUCCCAGGCUUUCUCCUCUGAUCAUCCUGAGCUGUUGUUCCCAGCAGAGCCCCAUAGAAAGCUGCCCCCCACCACCAAUAGUUUUGGGGGAGAUGAAUGCUCCAUCAUGGGCCUGCCACAGAUUAUGGGGCCCUUGUAUGUGGAUGUUCCCCACAGGCCCUUCCAUGGCCCUCUGAAUGAGCUCCUCCUUACCCCAGAGGCAUCACCCACACACCCGCCCUGCUCCUUCCUCUCCAUAGAUAGAGAGCAGGAGAGAGAGAAUGAGGACAUUUCUCUCUUGGCUAAAUAUAUUAGCUCUUUAGCUGAGGGAUUUUGCUGUGACCCGCUUCUCCCCAGAGUGACCCCAUCCACCUUGACUUCACCCGGCCUUCAGGCCACAUCCCAGAGUUCCUCUCCACCUUGUGGAGGUGAGUGCCAGCCAUGGAGGGGGCUAGACCCGCCCCUAAGCCGAGAGGAUAUCUCUCUGUAUGAGGAGAGUCUGUUACUCGAGAGCCUAAUUGAGGAGCUCUCAUCUUUCCCUUUGACCCGCUCUUCAUGUUCCUCUUCUCCCUCUUCCCCCUCAUCCUCCUCUUUUAACUCCUCCUCCUCUUGCUCGCCACUCACUUCAGUGAGCAGAUGUAACCCCAGCCUCAUCGAGGGUGAAUCUUCAAUCGGUGUAAGACAUUUCUGUAGCGUCCAAUCGACGCAGUGUAACUGCAUGGCAGUGGGUGGAGCUAUGAUGGUCAUCAGGGUGAUGGAUAUGGAGGUGUCAGAGGGGCCUCCAUCGUCGCUACCAUCAUCAGCCAUCGCUCUCACAGCCUUCCAGGAGUGUGCCUCUGCCUUGGUCCAUCCGGCCCCCACCAUUGGUUUGCCCCAUGCCCAGUCCCUUCUGGAGGAACUGGGGGCCAUGGAACCUCUGUUUGAUGCAGAUGCCUCUUCCACCCCGUGUUGGGGUAACAACCUGAGUUGUAUCAACUCCCACUCAACCAUGCAUUCACAAAGCUUUCACCAAGAUGGAAGCCUGCGUGACCCUACGUUUUAA
Molecule: messenger RNA, 2634 nt
Organism: Coregonus clupeaformis (lake whitefish)
Lineage: Eukaryota; Metazoa; Chordata; Actinopteri; Salmoniformes; Salmonidae
Product: neuronal PAS domain-containing protein 4B-like
Exons: 8
Coding region: 1-2634 (877 amino acids)
Biological process (GO): regulation of transcription by RNA polymerase II
Molecular function (GO): DNA-binding transcription factor activity, RNA polymerase II-specific; RNA polymerase II transcription regulatory region sequence-specific DNA binding; protein dimerization activity
Source: RefSeq, a predicted model, not a curated record